CUUUAAUCCCAUGAUCAUUGAGAAGGGCGAAUCCCGCAGGUGAAGUAAACGAGGAGAGAGAAGUAUCUACUACACCCCCCUCCAUCUGUCAGCCCCUCCAUAAGCUCCUCUUCAGGGUGAGAAAGAGAAUCACAGGCAUAAAAAGGAGGGCCCAAAAGAAAAAAAAAAGAUAAAAAGAAACCUACAAAACUACCGCAGAGGGGCCUCAUCUGUGACUCUGAGUGUGUGUUGUGUGUGAAAUGUCAAAUCUCUUACAUAUGUAUAUACAUAUUCUAAAUAAUAACAAUAAUAUCCUAUGUGCUAUGCCUUUUCUAUUUUGUUCUUGAUUUCACGGUCAGAGAAGGGUCUCUGUUCAAGCCAGUACAGUUUACUGCUGCUGGUUCCGGAGAGAGAAUAGGGAAUAAUGGUCUUGAAUUUCAAGUGACUCUGAUUACGUUUGUGUGUAAACUGUGAUGGAAGACGACAUAUUUUCCGGCAUUGCUAAUGGUGCGCAGAUUGAGGGCAAAGUUCUACAGACGUUCCAGAAAAACUUCGUGCAGGUGCAAAGCAUUUUGGAUCAGAACAGGCUGCUAAUCAACGAGAUAAACCAGAACCAUGAGUCGAAGAUCCCGGAUAAUCUGACACGAAACGUGGGACUAAUUCGGGAGCUCAACAACAACAUCAGAAGGGUGGUUGAUCUCUAUGCUGAUCUCUCCAACUCUUUCACCAAAUCCAUGGAGGCAUCUUCGGAAGGUGAAUCAGCCGGGACGACAAAAUCUGAUGGAAGAGGCGGACAAAAGAGAAUUAGAUCCGGUAAUUGAUUACAGUCGGAGGUAUCUAAUCCUUGCUUAUACCUUGGAUAGUGUUAAAAUCUCAGUUUCUUGUGAAACUUUUCUUAACCUUAACCUUCAAAACGAGCAUUUUCUUUAGCCAGACAAUAAUAGUUCAUACAUUUCAUUACCUUUGUAGUUCUAUGUAAACUUUCUUGUUGCUGCAAUUGAAAUAUCUUCAUGAAAUCAACUGCCCAUAUGUUGUAAAGAUUGUAUCAUGGUUUCUAUGGCAAAAUUUCACAAUCUUUUCUUCCUCUUUCCA
Sesamum indicum (sesame) is the source of this 1071-nucleotide messenger RNA. RefSeq names its product ELF4-like 4 (gene ELF4-L4). The record is from RefSeq and is a predicted model, not a curated record. NCBI's taxonomy places the organism in Eukaryota, Viridiplantae, Streptophyta, Magnoliopsida, Lamiales, Pedaliaceae. Gene Ontology annotation, biological process: entrainment of circadian clock; positive regulation of circadian rhythm.